AAAAGAGUAUGCUCCCCAUGUCGUACAGGUUGGGUGCCCGGUCAAUGUGCUCAAAGGGAUCGUCAGUCUUUGCAGCGCAACCCUUUUUUUUUUCUUUAACGAGAGUCGUAUUGAAAUAUUCACAAUUUUUUUAGCAUCAAACUAGUCUAAUCUAAUCUAAACUCUCAAUGGAGCGUUUCUAGAUAUUUUACCCGCGCGGGAGAAAGUGACCGUUGCGAUUGGCCUCCAGGAGUGGGCGGGUCGAAACUCCCAAAUUUGUACUCAUCAUCCAGUUGCAUCAGCAAGAAACGCCGUUAAAAUCCGUCCUUCUCAGGCCGUUCGUCAUUUCCGUCGUCUCGGCCUCAUUUGAGAAGUCAGGCAGGGAACGGCCCUCGGCAAAGACGAAUUGGAGAUGGCAGAGAGAAGCGACCGCUCGUUGUCGGAGGAUGAGAAUCGGAUGAAUCCGGAAUCCGAGGCGAAGGUGAAGAAGGGUGGGAGUGGGAGCCAGAGCUGGAGCUGGGAGGACGAGAACAACGGUCUGUUGGUGGAGAGGAUCUUCGAGGGCCAGGGGGUGCCGUCGUGGAGGAGACAGCUGACGUUCAGGGCGUUUGUGGUGAGCUUCGCACUGAGCGUCAUGUUCGCCGUCAUCGUCAUGAAGCUGAACCUCAUGACGGGCAUCAUCCCGUCGCUGAACGUCUCGGCGGGGCUCCUUGGGUUCUUCUUCGUCAAGACGUGGACCAAGGUCCUGGAAAAGUCCGGGCUGCUCCGGGUCCCCUUCACGCGGCAGGAGAACACGGUGAUCCAGACCUGCGUGGUGGCGUCCUCCGGCAUCGCUUUCAGCGGAGGUUUCGGGAGUUAUCUCUUUGCAAUGAAUGAGCGAGUUGCUAAUCAAUCAAAGGAUACGCAGAGUGCUCAUGUUUACAAAAAUCCAUCACUGCUGUGGAUGAUUGGUUUUCUAUUUGUUGUCAGUUUCCUUGGCCUCUUUGCUGUGGUGCCUCUCCGAAAGAUUAUGAUUAUUGACUUCAAAUUAACGUAUCCUAGCGGCACGGCAACUGCUCAUCUUAUAAAUAGUUUCCACACACCUGAAGGGGCCAAGCUAGCUAAGAAACAAGUGAAAGCAUUGGGAAAGUUCUUCUCCUUCAGCUUCUUGUGGGGCUUUUUCCAAUGGUUCUACAAAGCUGAAGAUGAUUGUGGUUUUGCAAACUUCCCUAGUUUGGGGCUUAAGGCUUUCCAAAACAGGUUUUACUUUGAUUUCUCCGCAACAUAUGUUGGAGUUGGGAUGAUUUGCCCAUACAUUAUAAAUAUCUCAGUGCUACUAGGAGGAAUUCUAUCCUGGGGUUUAAUGUGGCCUCUAAUAGAAACCAGAAAGGGACAUUGGUAUCCUGCAGAGGAAAGCCCAACCAGUAUGCGCGGACUUCAAGGUUAUAAGGUUUUCAUUGCCAUUGCCAUGAUAUUGGGUGAUGGGCUCUACAACUUCUUCAAGGUGCUUGGUCGAACGCUCUUUGACUUGUACCAUCAGCUCCGAGAUAGAGAAAUGACCCAUGUCCUCCCCUUUGCAAAUGGUUCCUCUCUUGAUAACCCUCAAGUAUCUUAUGAUGACCAACGACGGACACAGCUUUUCCUAAAAGAUCAAAUCCCGACAUGGUUUGCAGUUGCAGGGUAUGUCACAAUGGCAGCCAUAUCCACAGCUACUCUUCCGCACAUAUUCCCCCAACUCAAAUGGUAUUACAUUUUAGUCAUCUAUCUCUUUGCUCCAACCUUGGGUUUCUGCAAUGCCUAUGGCUGUGGGCUCACCGAUUGGUCUCUUCCCUCGACCUAUGGGAAGCUCACCAUCUUCAUGAUUGGGGCAUGGGCCGGUGCCUCACAUGGUGGAAUUCUUGCUGGUUUAGCUGCCUGUGGAGUCAUGAUGAAUAUUGUGUCUGACCUCGGACUGACUCGGGACUUCAAGACAAGCUAUCGACCGGCUUCACCACGGUCCAUGUUUGUGAGUCGGGUGAUUGGUACCGCCAUGGGCUGCGUUAUCUCUCCCUGCGUCUUUUGGCUUUUCUACAAGGCAUUUAAGGAUCUUGGACUCCCAGGAAGUGAAUAUCCUGUCCCCAACGGAAUUGUUUAUCGCAGCAUGGCUGAACUUGGAGUGGAAGGCUUCUCUUCCUUGCCCGAACACUGCCUCACGCUCUGCUACUGUUUUUUCGCUGCUGCCAUGAUCAUAAAUGGGUUCAGGGACUUACUUGGUAAGAAGUGGGCCCGUUUCAUCCCACUGCCAAUGGCUAUGGCAAUACCCUUCUACAUAGGGCCAUACUUUGCCAUCGAUAUGUGCGUCGGUAGCUUAAUCCUAUUCAUUUGGGAGAAAAUUGACAAAGCCAAGGCCGACGCGUUUGGGCCAGCGGUAGCUUCAGGUCUAAUAUGUGGGGAUGGCAUAUGGACAUUGGCUAGCUCAAUACUCGCUUUGGCAGGGGUUAAUCCACCAAUUUGCAUGAAGUUCUUAUCACGAGCCACGAACAAGAGAGUUGACACCUUCCUGGGGUCUUAGUCCGGCAGUUUAAAUGCACAAAGAUGGCAUGAAAUCUUGAGCACUUCGCAAGUCUCUAGAUGUACGUCAUGAUCUGCUCUACCUUCUCGUUUUUCUUGCAAUCUCACAAAGUCUCUGUGAAUCAGUCAUAGUAGCAACUAGGAGCUGCGAAAUUACUCCGUAUAAUGUAACCCAACUGGGUGGGGGAAAAAGUGUCCUAUGGUAAUAAAUGUAUAUGAUACUAUCUUUGGUGCUU
This is a messenger RNA of Eucalyptus grandis, 2744 nucleotides long. Its product is annotated as probable metal-nicotianamine transporter YSL7. Gene Ontology annotation, molecular function: oligopeptide transmembrane transporter activity. NCBI's taxonomy places the organism in Eukaryota, Viridiplantae, Streptophyta, Magnoliopsida, Myrtales, Myrtaceae. Gene Ontology annotation, cellular component: membrane. The record is from RefSeq and is a predicted model, not a curated record.